AUGAAUCCGACCCUUAUAAUCAGCUAUUGUAAAGACGAAAUUGCUAAAAAUCUGAAAGAGAUCUUUCCCGAGUUUGGCAAUCUUGAUGAUGAAGAAGUCCUUCUGCAACAGGAAAGUGCAUACAUGUAUAUUCAAGCCAAUGGAAAGAACAAAAUUACAACCUCUGCUUAUGGUCAAACCAGUAACAGGAGUGAGUUUUCAACAGAAGCAGGGGAAUCAUCACAUGGCACAAGCAUUGAAUCACAGUUGGCCCUUGAUGAAUCCCUUGCUAAGUCCUUGGAGUUGGGAGAUGAUUUAGACAAUUUAUAUAUUUCUGAGCACAGUGGCACUGCAGUUGAUGAAAUUGCUAAAAAUCUGAAAGAGAUCUUUCCCGAGUUUGGCAAUCUUGAUGAUGAAGAAGUCCUUCUGCAACAGGAAAGUGCAUACAUGUAUAUUCAAGCCAAUGGAAAGAACAAAAUUACAACCUCUGCUUAUGGUCAAACCAGUAACAGGAGUGAGUUUUCACCAGAAGCAGGGGAAUCAUCACAUGGCACAAGCAUUGAAUCACAGUUGGCCCUUGAUGAAGCCCUUGCUAAGUCCUUGGAGUUGGGAGAUGAUUUUCACAAUUUAUAUAUUUCUGAGCACAGUGGCACUGCAGUUGAGAGCGGAGAAUCAACUCCUAGGGAAACACCUGUCAGGACUGUGAAUCAGAACAUCAGAGAUGAUGAAAUUGAUACGGAUAACAUGACCUAUGAGCAACUGCAAUUACUAGGGGAAGCUGUUGGACAUGAGAGCAAAGGACUUUCAGAAGAUCUCAUCUCACGAUUGCCAAGUUUCAAAUACAAAACUGGGUUGUUUUCAAAGAGAAGUAAAAAGGAAGUGUGUGUGAUAUGUCAUGCUGAAUAUAGAAACGGGACUCGACUGACAACUUUACCUUGUACACACAUAUAUCAUUCAGAAUGUAUUCUUCGAUGGUUGAAACUCAAUAAGAAUUGCCCCGUGUGUCGAGGAAGUACGGGAUGA
Messenger RNA from Fraxinus pennsylvanica, 1002 nucleotides. NCBI's taxonomy places the organism in Eukaryota, Viridiplantae, Streptophyta, Magnoliopsida, Lamiales, Oleaceae. The record is from the annotation of a GenBank genome assembly.